UUCUACCAGAUAACUACAUGCCAUUUAGCACGGUGCUAUAUAAAAUGCACUCGGCGAGCAUAAAAGCUUAGUAUUACAGCGUGCUGCGUUUUGGAACCUUUUUAAUUGUUUGAGUUCCGUUAUUGUAAUAUAAAUUUCGCUAUCACAAUGUCUAUUACAACGAAAGGUAUUUUCAUUGUUGGUGCAAAACGCACUCCAUUUGGCACAAUGGGUGGUGUAUUUACCAAUAAAAGUGCAACUGAGUUAUCAGUGGUUGCUGCAACUUCUGCUUUACAAUCUGCAGGAUUGAAACCAGAAAAAGUUGAUAGUGUUGUAUUUGGCCAUGUAUUAUCUAUGUCAUCCAGUGAUGGAGGUUUUCUGGCAAGGCAUACAGCAUUGAAGUCUGGAGUUCCUAUAGAGAAACCAGCCUUUGCAGUCAACAGAUUAUGUGGUUCUGGAUUUCAGUCAAUAGUAUCUGGGGCACAGAGUAUUCUAACAGGAGAGUCUAAAGUGGUUUUAACAGGAGGUGCAGAUAAUAUGAGCCAAUCUCCUUUUAUAGUAAGGAAUGUUCGUUUUGGUACUGUUUUGGGGCAAAAAUAUGAGUUUGAAGAUUCUCUGUGGCUUGGAUUAUUAGAUACUUAUUGUAAUUUACCCAUGGGCAUGACUGCAGAAAAGCUUGGAGCACAGUUUGGUUUGAAAAGAGAAGAAGUAGAUGCAUUUGCUUUAAGAAGUCAACAACUGUGGAAAGCUGCUAACGACGCCGGUCGUUUCAAAGAAGAAAUUGCACCUGUAACAGUAAAGACAAAGAAACAGGAAGUUCUUGUUGAUACAGAUGAGCAUCCACGUCCUAAAACGACUGUUGAAAGUCUAGCUAAGUUGUCGCCUGUUUUCAAGAAAGAUGGUCUGGUUACAGCAGGUUCGGCAUCUGGUAUUUGCGAUGGCGCAGGAGCUGUCAUUUUAGCUAGCGAAGAAGCCGUUAAAACAGAAGGACUUAAACCACUCGCGCGUUUAAUAGGUUACUCAAUUGUUGGCGUAGAUCCGAGCAUUAUGGGAUUUGGCCCUUCUCCAGCUAUUAGACAACUUCUUAAAAUCACGAACAAAACGCUUGAUGACGUGGAACUUGUUGAAAUUAACGAAGCGUUUGGAGCUCAAGUAUUAUCUUGCGCUAAAGAUCUAAACUUGGACAUUAAUAAAUUAAAUGUGGAUGGUGGUGCUAUUGCUCUUGGACAUCCAUUAGGUGCAUCUGGUAGUAGAAUUACUGCACAUUUGGUACACGAGCUCAGAAGACGAAAAGGCGGAAAAUUAGGAAUUGGCUCUGCUUGCAUUGGCGGUGGUCAAGGAAUAGCCUUAAUGGUGGAAGCUCUUUAAUCAUGAUAAAUAGGGC
This is a messenger RNA of Nomia melanderi (Alkali bee), 1363 nucleotides long. It is a transcript of the gene yip2, whose product is annotated as yippee interacting protein 2. Gene Ontology annotation, molecular function: acetyl-CoA C-acetyltransferase activity. The record is from RefSeq and is a predicted model, not a curated record. Lineage: Eukaryota; Metazoa; Arthropoda; Insecta; Hymenoptera; Halictidae. Gene Ontology annotation, biological process: fatty acid beta-oxidation. Gene Ontology annotation, cellular component: mitochondrion.